UUUUUUUUUAAAUCAACAAAUCUUUGAUUCUUUGGACAAUUACGAUUGUUGCCAUGAAUCUGUAUAUUAAUUUGACAUUUUUUCCAGAAACAAUAGUUGGCGAGAGACGAAUGAAUAGAAAUAUGAGAAGCUAAGCGGAAGUUGUGAAGGUAGAGCUUUGUGCGUACGACAAGAGGUUAGUAUUAACCAGAGACUGUGCAAAGGGCAUUACAUGGUUGAAUGACGCUUUUGCAUAUUAACUUUAUGAAAUGAAGUGAGAGUAGAUCAGACACCGCUCGGGCUUCAGAUGAGGGCUCUUCUUGGCUCCUUGCGCAACCUCAGUUUUCUCUCUCGGAGUUACUCAGUGACCCCGCAGCGACGGGGUCUGUGUAACGCACCCAUGCGUCUAGUGCAGUUUCAUCACCACGGUGAUGGAGAAGGAGUCAGAGUUGGGGUGGAGCAGGACAUAGGCCUCGAUGUGGUGGACCUCAGGGCGUUUGACCCCUCCAUGCCUUCCACUCUGAAAGAGCUUCUGGAGAUGGGAGAUAAAGGCCUGGAUUGUGCAUGGAGGGCACUGUCUUCUGGCCAGUGUGUGCUAAAGCGCUCGGACAUCAGGCUGUCGUCUCCCAUUUUAGCCCCGGAGAAGGUGGUUUGUGUGGGUCUAAACUACCGUGACCAUUGCCUGGAACAGAAUGCCCCCAUCCCAAAAGAGCCCAUCAUCUUCAGCAAGUUUCCCAAUGCAAUCACGGGCCCAUAUGAUGACAUUUUUCUUCCUUCCGAGAGCCAGGAGGUGGACUGGGAAGUGGAGCUGGCUUUUGUGAUUGGACGGCGAGGGAAGCACAUCAAGGAAGAAGAGGCCCUUUCCUACGUGGCGGGCUUCAUGGUGGCCAAUGACGUCAGCGCGCGUGACUGGCAGAUGAAGCGGAAUGGAAAGCAGUGGCUGCUCGGAAAGACGUUUGAAAGCUUUUGUCCGCUCGGCCCCGCAUUAGUGACCACAGAUGCUGUGCGAGAUCCUCACAACUUGGGAAUUCGUUGCCUGGUCAAUGGGGAAAACGUUCAGAGCAGCAACACCAAUCAGAUGAUCUUCAAGACUGAGGCGCUGAUCUCCUGGGUUUCAAAGUUUGUGACAUUAACUCCCGGAGACGUGUUCCUGACAGGCACCCCUCCUGGCGUAGGGGUGUUCAGAAAGCCGCCCGUCUUCCUUAAGAAAGGAGAUGUUGUGGAGUGCCAAAUAGACCUGUUGGGAUCCAUCGUCAACAGAGUGGUUUGAACUGAGAGACAAACUGUGUGGUAAAAAAUCAUGACUAACUGUUGGAAUUGCUUAUUUCUCGAUGGAAGCAAAUUGUUUGAUAUACGGUAUGGCUUCAUGUGGCAUUUAGAAAAAAAUGGCAGUAAGCACAUAGAAAAUAAACUUAUUCCAAAAUGCGAAUUCAGUA
Messenger RNA from Syngnathus acus (greater pipefish), 1415 nucleotides. RefSeq names its product fumarylacetoacetate hydrolase domain containing 2A (gene fahd2a). The transcript has 8 exons. The record is from RefSeq and is a predicted model, not a curated record. The coding region runs from base 287 to 1249 and encodes 320 amino acids. NCBI's taxonomy places the organism in Eukaryota, Metazoa, Chordata, Actinopteri, Syngnathiformes, Syngnathidae. Gene Ontology annotation, molecular function: hydro-lyase activity.